Fonticula alba is the source of this 5687-nucleotide messenger RNA. RefSeq lists its product as hypothetical. Gene Ontology annotation, biological process: DNA replication initiation; mitotic G2 DNA damage checkpoint signaling; mitotic DNA replication checkpoint signaling. The coding region runs from base 102 to 5639 and encodes 1845 amino acids. NCBI's taxonomy places the organism in Eukaryota, Rotosphaerida, Fonticulaceae. The record is from RefSeq and is a predicted model, not a curated record. The transcript is spliced from 5 exons.
CCUCCCUCCCCCCGCCCCUGUCCUGUGCCCUCUCCCCCUCCUCUCUCCCCUCUCCGCCCUACCUGCGCCAUUUCCCGAACGAAAGCGAUGCCUCCGUCGUCAUGACGGACAGCCUGCCCGCAACGCGGAUUGUUGUCUCGACCACGGGGUUCUCGCGGGCUGAGCGUGAGCUGCUCACACGGCGCCUGCAGCGCCUUGGGAUUGGCGUCACUCCGCACUUCAACCCCCUGGAGGCGGGGUUCCUGAUCGCCGCCGGCCCGGGCCCCGGCGAUCCGGAUGGCGGGUAUUCGCAAUCCCAGCGCCCGGGGCCGGCCGGCGCCGACGGCCCAGGCGCGGCCCCUGCCCCCGGGCCUCCGCUCAAGCUCCUGACCGCGCACCGGUGGAACAUCCCGAUCGUCACCAUUCAGUGGGUUGACCACCUGGAAAAGACCAUGGCCCUGGAGUGCAAGUCCCACAAUGUCACCCCGCCGCUGUUCGGGCCGGAGGCCACGACCGCCGACCAGAUGGCCUUCCCCCUGGCGGCCGGGCUUUCGACCCCGCCGCCGGAGCUGCUGCGCCUGCAGCGUGUGCGCCAGGCAGUGGCCCCCCGCCUGGCGGAUAUGGCCGUGGCCUCGGCCCGGCGCUUUUUGGCGCCGGCUCCCCUGCCACCGCCGGGGGCCGGGGCCAUCGAUUGGCGCAGCUCCAUCGGCCUGGUGUCUUUCGUCGCCGGGGAGGCGGCCCCCGGCCAGGGCACCGGCGCCGUGGAUGCCGGCGCGAUCCCCGGGCUCGGGGCCGACAAGGUCGCGCGGCUUGCCCGCUUCCGCCACUCGGUGGAGCGGCACAUCCGGGCCUUGGGCAGGGCCCUCCACGGGCCGGGGGCCCCGGCCGCCGGGGGGCUGGUCCAGGCGCCGGCUCUCUGCUCGGUGGACUCGACAAUCCGGCUGCUGGCCCAGCUGGACCGGGGGACCCUGGCCUCGGCGGCCGCCACCCUGGCCCGGCUCCGGGGGCACCUUUUCGAGGAGUAUGCCCGGCGCAUGGACGAGGUGAACCUCGGCCAGGCGGUGCUCUGCCCGGCGUACCUGGUGGUCCUGCACCGGCUGGACAGCCGCGACGCGGCCGGCGGCAGUCAAGCCCCCGGCAGCCCCGGCGGCCCGGGCAGCGAGGACCUUGGCCGCCUGCGCCUGCGCCGCCUGUGGGAAGCCUUCCCAUAUGCGCGGCUGGUGAGCCGCAAGUGGGCCAUCGAGCUGUGCGGCCUGCCUGUCGGGGACUUUGCCAUGCGCUUCCCGGCGGCGGUUUUCCGCGCCCUGCCGCAGCAGCUGCCCAUGUCGCUGCUGGUGGAUGACAGCCAGCACAUGCUGCGUGUUCCCCAGCCCGGCCGGGGGCCGGACCACCAGUCGUCCUCCGGCCGGACACCCGGAUCGCGCCGGGCCCGGGCCCAGCCCGUGCCCCCCUCGGUGCCAGGCUUGUCCAACUCGGCCGGCUCGCCGGUGGCCAUGCCACCGGCCAUGACGGCGGGGGGCCUGCCAUCGGCCGGGCCGCGCGUCGCCGCCCCGGCCCCGGCCCCGGCCCCGGCCCCGGCCCCGGCCCCCGCCGCCGCCGUGGCAUCCGGACCGGGGCCGGAUGCCCCGGCGGCCGGCUCCCCGGCGGCCGACAUGGCGGAUCUCCCACGCCCGGAGGCCAUUGCCCCGGCGGAUUGUGCCUUUCUCUCGGGCGACCCCGGGUCAUGGGUGCUCGGGAUGCUGGAGGGCGCGCGGGUGCUCCUGUCGGAGGGCUUUUCCUCGGCCGAGCGUAAUCUCCUGGUGCAGGGGCUGAAUGCCUCGUCGGCGGUUCGCUGCCAGGCCCCGGGCCAACGCCCGACGCACAUCCUCGUGCCGGAGGCCCGGCUGCCCGGGGCCGCGACCGCCGACGGCGGGCUCUCCUCGGGUGCGGCCGGUGCCGGGCCCUUUGGCCGGUCGGUGGUUCGCCUGUCCGACGCGGCGGUCGGGCAUCUGCUGCUGGGCCCGACCGAUGUGGAGACCCUGGCCAGUGCGCGCGAGGCGGCCGGUCUGCCGGCCGUCGGGCCGGAGGCCGGGGAGCUCUUCGACGACCUGUAUGACGCCUUCCCCCAUGGGCAGUCGGUGCUGACCGGGUCGAUGAUGCUCUCCUCCGGGGCGUCCUUCGGGUCGUUGGAGGAGCUCGCGGCUUUGGGGGCCGGUGCCGGGGGUCGGGGAUCCUUGGGCCCCGGGCGCGCGGCCGGCGCAACGGACGGCCCGGUGUGCGUGGCCCCCGGCUGGCUGGUGUGUGUCCUGCAGGGGGGCGACCCGGAUCCCGGGGACUGGAAUGACGCCUCCGGCCGGCACAUUCGUCGGUAUGGGCAUGCCGGGGCCGUGCCGCCGGCCGCUCGGGCCGCGGCCGAGGCCGCACGACGCGAGCGCGCCGAUGCCGAGGUCCAGGCGGCCGCCGCCGCCGUGAAUGCCACCGCAUCGUCUCUCAUGCUGAUGGCCGACGAGGGCCCGGCAACCCCGGGCGGCGGCGGUCCAGCCGGGCGCCUGCGCGUCCGAGCGGCGGGGUCUUCGUUGCGGGCGCGGCGUCUUCCGGCCGGGGCCCGCGGCGUGCCGACUACCCCGACGGGCGGCGCCGGGCCGGCAUCCCUGCUGGCCCCCACCUUCGACCUGGGUGCCGGGGAUUUGGGGCUCCUCUCGCGGUCGCUGCUGUCGCCCACGCCGGGGCCCGGCGAUCUGGACAUGCCGCCGGUGCCCCGGGGCGUGGGCAUGUCCCUGGGCGACCAGCCGGCGGGGGGGCCCCUGCGUGGCGUGGGCCUGGUUUUGGGCCCGCGCUUGCGCCCGGCGGCCGAUGUGCUGCGCGAGCUGGCCACCGACCUCGGGGCCACGAUCCUCCCCUCGGCCACCGCGGCCCAGGCCACGCACUACCUGCACUUUGACCUGUCGGUCUUCAAGGGGCCCGUGCGGCCGGAGGAUGUGGCACACCGGUCGGCCCUCUUUGGGCUGGUGCUGCGGGCGGCGGCCAGCGCCGCGGCGCCCGGCCCGCAGCGUGCCAGCACCGUCGCCGGGGCCAGCCCCGGCCUCACGGAGGUCGAUCUGCGCCGGGCCUGGCGCGAUCAGGAGGCCUUGGCCGAGGCCCGGCGCCGGCGCCUGACCCUGGUCCACCCCUGCUGGCUGGAGGCCUGUGAGCAGCGGGGCCGGCGCCUGGCGGACCUCUCCUUUCCGGCUGGCUUUGAUCCGCGGCAGUCGCUGUCGGGCUACGAGCCGGCCGGGGCGCUGUCGGCCGCCGGUUCGGCGGUCUCCUCCCUGCUGCUGACGCCGACAUCCUCCAAGGCGGCCACUUCGCUGUCUUCUCCCUCGGCUGCGCCGUUGCCGGCGCCCUUGACGGCCCUCGGGCACCACGACCAUUGGGAGGGGGGGCUGCUGCCUCCGACGCCACGCCUUGGGCGGUCGCGCUCGGUCGCCGGCGCCGACGAGGACCAGGACGACAUUCGCGACUCCACGCAGUACUAUGAGGAGCUUCAUCGCGAUGACAUCAUCCUCCGACCGGCCUUCGCUUCGACCCAGGAGCAGACCUUCUUCCAGGCGGCCCUUGGCCGGCCACUGAACCCGGGUCCCCAGCAUUGGGCCGGCCUUUCGAGCGCCGAGCCCCGGGGGUCGGCCUUUCCCCCGGCCACCGACACGGCCGAGGUGGAUCGGGCCCUGAAUGAGAUGCUGGCCCUGGGGCCGGAGCCUGCGGCCGGCCCGGAGGAGGACACCGCGCCGCUGGCGCUGUCGGCGCUGGUUCGGCGACAGCCGGCGGGCUCGGCCGGGCGCCGGGCGCCAUCGCACCUGGGUGCCAGCAGCGCCGGGGCGUCUCCCCCUGCCGGGGGCGGGUCCUCCGACUCGCUGGCCGGCCUGUUGGACUCGGAUUCCGACUACUCGACGCACCUGGCGGAGGAUGAUUUCGAUUUCCUCGACCCGAUCCCCUCGUCGCAGUUUGCCUUCACCCAGGCGGUGUCGCGAUCGGGCCCGGCCAGCGGCCACCACGGCUCAUCCUCCUCCCUGGCUCCGACACCGGCGGCUCGAGGGAAUGGCCAUGCGGAGCACUCCCCCGGCGGGCAUGCGUACCAGUCGCCGGCGGCCGGGCCGGGCGGAGCCCUGCAACAGGUGUCCUACGACGACACCAUGGCCAAGCUCCGUGCUCGUUCUCUCAUCAAAGACCUGCCGCGGUACUUUUACUGUAGCUCCUCCCUUAGCAGCGCUGCCAAAGGCGAUCUCCGCAAAAUGAUCCAGCAACUUGGCGGAAACGACGCCAUCGAGCCGAUCGGCGCGCGUCGCGACCCAAGAGCCUCCCUCUCCGACAGCCCCUUUGGCCGAUGCACACAUAUGAUUGUCAACAGCUUCGUGGCCAGCGAGCGCUUCCUGCGCGCCAUCGCCGGGGGGAGCUGGUUCCUCCCGCCAGCCUAUGUGGCUGAUAGCUUCGCGUCGAAUGUCUUUUUGGAGGAGUCGGCAUACGACCUGGCCGGCGAGGCCGAGGCCGAGGCCGACACCGGCGAUGGUCCGCAACUGGCCACAGCCGAUGACCCCUCGUCGGGGCUCAUGGGUCUGCCCAAAUUGACUGGCAUCACAAAUACCGAUCGGCUGAUUGCCCUGUCCAGCCGGUAUUGGCGUCUGCGCUUGACCGUGGUCCGGCAGGUGUGGCAAACGGUGAUCAAGUCGCCUGAGCUGACCGGCAGCGCCGGCUUCCAGGCCUUCCUGCGGGGCCUGGUGCCGGAGCCCUUCCGUGACCGGACCCCCGUGCAUGGGGCCUUCACCACCUGGAGGGUGCACAUCUGGCGCAAGCGCACCGUCCCAACAUGGACACGCGUCGAGGGAGUAGCAAGGCUGCUACAAGCCGGCGGUGCCUUCUCCGUGGCUGUGCUCGACAGUGAGCACAUCGCCAAGUUGAAUGGCGGCAGCGCGACUUUGGUCGACUGUGAUGGCCAACCUUUGGAUGCCACCCCUCCGACCCAUGUGUUCUUGGACUUUGCCCCCUCGCUCGAGGAGUACACGUCCCUGCUGAAUCACUACCAGCGGCACUUUGCCAACAUGGCUGCCAGCUGGCACAGCCUGCUGCUUUUUUUGCACCUUAUCGACCGUCUGGUCCGCCGAUCGCCCAGCCUGGCGCCGGCCGAGUUUUCGCCCUUCCGCCGGCACAGCUCCAUGGAGGCCACAAUUGCCGAGGAAUUCUGCCACGCCGCGCUGGCCGAGCUCCGGAUCAUCUUCCAUCCAUCGGCCGACCGGCCGCCUGGCCUCGAUGAGCCGGACGAUGCCGGGCGCCUGGCUGGGAUUCUGGCCGAGCUGGCGGCCAAGGGCGGGGAGCUUGGCAGCCCGCUGGCUGCCUUCGCCCCGGUGGCCGACCGCGACCUCCCGGCCCUCUGCCUGACCGACUUGUCAUACGUAUACCAGUAUCUGCUGCACCCGGGCGGGCUGCCACCCUCGCGGGCCAACUACCCGGCACUGUCGGCCACGGCCGCCGCCACCACCACCACCACCACCGGUGCCUCUCCUCCGCCAGCGCCCACGGCCAAACGAGCCACAUCGGCCGGCUCCACCGCGUCGGAGCCCAAGACGACCGGGGCCAAGCGCCAACGGACGUCCUCUGCCGCCGGUCACGCCUCGGCUGGCAGUCGCCGCGGGAGUGGUGCCACCGCUUGAUAAUCUGCUGAUGUAGAACCGUCAAUAUAUCGCGUCCCGUGAUUUCCC